Messenger RNA from Cokeromyces recurvatus, 3174 nucleotides. RefSeq lists its product as uncharacterized. The record is from RefSeq and is a predicted model, not a curated record. NCBI's taxonomy places the organism in Eukaryota, Fungi, Mucoromycota, Mucoromycetes, Mucorales, Mucoraceae. The transcript is spliced from 3 exons. Bases 1 to 3174 code for a protein of 1057 amino acids. Gene Ontology annotation, molecular function: phosphopantetheine binding.
AUGUCGGCCAAUAUCCAAUCAGAUGUAUCAUUCCUUGAUGGCUAUACUGUUACUGAUCAUUUCAAGGCAUUUAUCAACUAUUUAAAUGCACAAUCUAAAGUUCAUGACGAUAAAGUGUUUGCUCGUUACUAUUCUGAUGGUAGAUACAAGACUCUAACUUAUGCUCAAAUUGAUCAUCUCUCUACUAAUUUGGCUUGCAAGUGGGUUAAGAAUGCAGUAAACGCUAACGUUAUUUCCUUGAUAUGUGAUCAUUCUGUUACUUACUUGAUCAUUAUGAUCGCUAUUAUGAAAUUACGUGUAACUAUGAUGGCCGUAUCUACUCGUAAUUCUGAAGCUGCUAUUACGAAUUUGCUGGAAAAGACUAAUUCUAAACUUUUUAUUGCUGAUGAAAAAUACAGUGCCAUUGCUAGUGCUGCUGCCUCUAAUGUCCCUAAUGUUAAGAUCAUCACUAUUACUUUCCUUGACAUUGAUACUCUUCUUAAAGAACCUUUAAAUCCUGACUAUAAACAAUUACUGGAUAUGAGUUUUUCUGAUGAUGACAAAGAGAAAUCUGCUUUAAUUAUCCAUAGUUCUGGUUCGACUUCAUUCCCUAAACCUAUCUAUCUUAGUAACAGAUAUUUGCUCAACAUGUUAAGGUGUUACCAUUUGAUUGUCAAUGCUAAAGAAGGUUUAGAAAAGAUUACUGAUAAAGAUGUUAUGCUUACUUGUGCACCACUCUUUCAUAUUUUUGGUGUCUUUGCCUGUUUCUCUAUGGUCACCUUUGGGGCCAGCACUAUUUUCUUACCUAAACUUCCUGCUUCUCAAUCUGAAAUUCAUGAAUCAUUUGUCUCAAAUAAAUGUACUUUACUCUGUGCACCUCCUCUUAUCCUAGAAGAAAUGAUUUUUUACCUUAAAGAACAUAAUGACUUUACUCAUGUUAGACGCCUAAAGUAUAUUCUCUUUGGUGGUGCCCCAUUUAAACGCGAAUCAGGUGACUGGCUUCAUGCUCAAGGUAUUAAUAUUCAUACGAUGUAUGGUACGACUGAAAUUGGGCCUAUUAUGACAUCUGAUAUGAACAAUAACAGUAAAAGCUGGAAUUCUGUUUCUAUGUUUGACUGCUAUGAUUCAGAGGGCAAGCCUUAUGCCGUCUAUGAAAUAAAUGACCCUUCUGAACCGGAUGUCUAUCACCUUUACUUACGUGCCGAUUCUCCUUACAUGGCUACUGGUGUGGGCAAUCGUGAAGAUGGUGGUUAUGAUACAAAUGAUCUCUUUAAACAAGAUCCUAAUUGCCCCGGUCGCUAUCAAUAUUUAGGUCGUCGUGAUGAUACUAUUAUUAUGGAGAAUGGUGAAAAGACAAACCCGCUUCCUAUGGAAGGUACUAUUCGUGAAAGCCCCAUGGUGAAGCAAGUUGUUGUACUUGGUCAAUCUCGUCAAUGUACUGCUGCUCUGAUUGAAGUGGAUAUGGAUUAUGCUAUACAUUUCGGACCUGAGGAUAUCAUUGCAGCUGUUCAUGAUGCUGUUAAAGAAGCUAACAAGGAAUGUCCUAAUCAUAGUAUCAUUCUUCCUCAAAUGGUUAAAAUUUUACCCUUUGAUCAACAUUUACCUUCUACAGAUAAGGGUACAGUCAUUCGUAAGAGGGUUACUGCUGACUUUAAGGAAAUGAUCGAUAAACUCUAUUAUGAUUUCUUGGAGGGCCCUAAACGAGGUAAACUUAGUAAUGACGAUAGCUCCACUUGGGUACCUGAACAAGUGGAAAAUUUCUUGAUUGAUAGUGCUGCUGAUGUCUUGGGUAUUGCUAAAUCAUCGUUCAAGGAUCAUCAUCAAUCUAUAUUUGACUUGGGCCUUAACUCUCUUUUAUCUAUUCAACUUCGUAAUAAGAUUGCUCAGUAUUUUGAUAAUGUCCCUCAAAAUUUCUUAUUUGAACAUCCAAGUAUUCAUUCUAUGCGUAGUGCCCUCUUGAGUGAUCAAAGGGAAGAUAUAAAUGAACAAUUAGAGAAACGGACUCAUGAAACUCAGGAACUGGCUAAGAAUUAUAUCAAGAAAGCGAAGGCUGAUUUCCCUUUUGCAAAGAAUGAUUAUAGCGACAAGAGGGAUAAGGUUAUCCUCUUAACAGGUGCCACAGGUUCUUUAGGUUCCUUUAUGUUACGCGAUUUAUUAGAAAACAAGGAAGUGAAGAAAGUGUAUUGUUGUGUCCGUGGCCAGGCCGAGAAGUUAUUUGAGCGUCUUAUUGAAUCAUUUGAAUCUCGUGACUUGAAUGUCACUCUCUUAAAGACGGAUCGUGUUGAGGUGUUACCGAUGAACUUCAAUGAGCCUUUCCUUGGCUUCUCUGAAGAAAAAUACAAUCAACUGAAAGAAGAGGUUACCAUUGUUCAACACUGUGCCUGGUUACUUGAUUUUAAUAUGAAUAUUGAGCACUACGAUAAGGAGUGUAUCGCACCCUUCUAUAAUUUGUUAAAGUUUGCUUAUAAGGAAGUGAACCCGAUGCAUGUUCACUUUAUCUCUAGUGUCUCUGCUAGUGCCGCUGCUGGUGAGGAGAUUGCGGAAGAGCCUUUACCUCUUGAUGCCCACGUCACUAUGCCUAUGGGUUAUGCUCAUUCCAAGUUUGUAGUCGAAAUUUUGUUCAACUAUUUGACUGUCGAAAAGAACUUCCCCUGUUAUGUCGAACGUCUUGGCCAAGUCUGCGGUGACUCUAUCAAUGGCGUAUGGAAUAUCUCUGAACAAUAUCCUUUAAUGUUUAUUGGUGGUGGCUCAGUGAUGCACAAGAUGCCUGAAUUAGAUACUGUUAUUGAUUGGAUUACAGUAGAUUAUGCCUCUGCCUCUAUUGUGGAAAUUAUGCUUCGUACUGCUUAUUUGUCAGCCGAUAACAAGAAUUGUGUCUAUCACGUUGUAAAUCCUAACCUUAUUCAUUGGGUCGAUGUCCUUGAGGCGAUGAAGGGGGCUGGUAUGAAAUUUGAAACUAUUUCAACUAGCCAAUGGGUUGAAGAUCUUGCCAAGGAUACUACUAACCCUGCUAGUAAGCUUCUUUCCUUUUAUGAAUCCAACUUUAAUGAUAGUUUCAAGUUCCCUAUUUGGCAAACUAAGAAGACAAGUCUUAUAGCCCCCAUCAUUAAGGAAUGUCCCGUUUUAGACACUAAUUUGUUUGCCAAGUACUUGAAGCGUUGGCAAACUGUUGGUUUCUACGAUCCUUCCCUCUAG